Zingiber officinale is the source of this 450-nucleotide messenger RNA. RefSeq names its product BAG-associated GRAM protein 1-like. The record is from RefSeq and is a predicted model, not a curated record. NCBI's taxonomy places the organism in Eukaryota, Viridiplantae, Streptophyta, Magnoliopsida, Zingiberales, Zingiberaceae. The coding region runs from base 43 to 450 and encodes 135 amino acids. The transcript has 4 exons.
CCCCAACCGACGACGAUUUGAGGUUUCCCACUGGGGCUGCGAAUGCUGCUCGAUUUCCUCUUCCCGUCGUGUUGGGAGGUCAAGGUGGCGCUCUCCUCUGCCCUCCUCGUGAUCGCUGCCUUCUUAACCUGGGGGAAUACUUACGCGCACGCAGCCCUCAGUCGAAGGAGCGAUCACCCUCGGCCUCGCCGUGGAAAUAAAACAACGACGGCCGAGAACACAGAGAUUGUUCUUGAACGCGAGGACUACAAGGAGAAGCUUCUGUCAGAAGACGAUUCACCGUAUUCUGCAUACUUGGUUAAGUUGGAAUUACUUGCUGGCAAGAACCUAUCUGGAUCAAACCUGGAUGGCACAUCAGACGCAUAUGCGAUCAUUACUUGUGGCAGUCAAACAAAAUAUAGGCAAGUGUUGUCAAUUUUGUCGAGCAUUUUAAUCUUCUGCUAUUCUUGA